CUGUUGCUGAUCUACAAUUCUGCGCAGUGGUCAACCAGGAACCAGUCUAUGGCCGCAACGUUUGACUGCUGAUUUGGCCGGGCAUCCCCCAUCGAUCAGUACCUAUCUCUCCACACUUGCGACUGCGCGUCUAUUUCCGUCUCUCACUCGAGGUUCGUGCCCAUGGCUGCACACCAUCUGUCUAAUGGAAAGAAAGACAAUUUCAACCAAUACCUGAGGCUCCGAGAUGUCUAGACUCUUUGGUCUCGGAAGAGCGAGGAAACGGGAUGUCGCUAGGCAAUCACGAAUAGACGCCAUCCAUGAUGAUGACGCCAGUCACGUUCCUGCCACUUCGGGCUUGCCUCUUCUUCCACGGCCACUGGCGUCUAUGGUGUCGUUCAUGGCCCAGUCGACUUCCCUGUCUCUUCGCCUGGGGACCUUUGUCGGCGGGAUUGCCCUUGAUGGAGCGAAAGCCACCACGCUGACGGGGCUCGAGCUUAGUAGAGCAGUAAUCGAAGGAAUAUUAACACGAGCUGGGCGGGAUGUUGCCAUUCGGACCCGCGGAGAGCAUGGGAAGGCAGAAGCAGAGUCGCUGUUAGAACGAAGCCUGGCCACUUUGCACAAGACAGUCACGUCUGCAUCAUUCUUUGCGGCUGCGUCGUUUCAUUUUUCUUCAACCACGCUUUCAUCUGCUGCCAACAUGUCACAGUCUCUCUUAUCUACCCUUGACGCUAUACUUGGCUCCACAGAGUCUUCGAGGGCGAUUGCGGCCAUCAUUACCCUCAUUCGAAGGGAGUUCAGGAGCCCAAACGCCGACAUUGGAGCCGAUAAUAUAGGCGUUGGCGAUCUUUUGGUUGGCUGUGUUGGGUUUGCCCUACUGCAACGCUGGGGAAGGAGAAACACACAGCUUCAUAUACGCGCGAAUAAUGGGGAAGAAACCGUGUGGGAUGUUGUUAUCUUGGAUAGUGGGCUGAGGGCAGAUGUUGUUGGUUCUCACCAGCUUGAAGUGGCGACUAUUUCCCAUGAUCCGUCGCGCGAGAAGACAAAUCGCUCGUCCUUCAUAUCCCCUGGGAACGAUGAAGAGGUUUUCGAUGCUGUGCAGCGACCGGCAAGUGCCGUUGAUCCCAACGAGUACCCAUACCUGUCGCUUCCCCUGGAAGAUCAGCACCCGGUAUCAGACGAAGAUAUUCGCUUGUACAUCAUGAAGCAACUUCCCCAGGGCUGUCGUGCCUCUAUCCGUACAGAUUUGGUUACGGCACGUACUAUCACAGUGGAAGUAUACGACCACGACAUUGCAGAGAUUUCCCCUCCACCAGGCACAAUGAUGAUCGAGGAAACUUUCAAUGAUGAACUUGAUCACAGACAAGCAACCGGCUCUCAUCUUCCCAGACACACAGUAGUAUUCCGGACAGCUUUCAACAAAACUCAAAGCUUGGAUGUGAGACCUUCACAAGAUUAUGAUACGGUAGUAUCCCAGGUCGGCACUGGGUCAGGAGACCCAAGCAGUCGCCAAGCUCUCGGAGAAGCCGGGGAUGAGGCGGUAACAGAGAAUAGGGCAUCUCAGAGCAAGCUUGCCUCAGAGAGACACGUUGAAGUUGAACCUAAUGUGAGGGCAACACAAAUUGUCACCCCGAAGAAGCAGAUUCGUGGCGACUUCAGCCGGCAGCCUAUGAAUGAAGCGGGGGUAGCACCUAGAAAUUCUCACGAGAAGGCUAAGUCUUCGCAGAGAAUGAAGCCCGUAAGCUCGAACAAGAAAGAUGCUGGUAAAUCUACUGGGUCAAUUAUCGAGAACCCAAGUACUCCAUCCUCGUCUGAGAACCAGCCUCACCGAGGCACAUCAAAAAAAGGUUCUAACUCCACGAAAAAGUCCGACAAUCUGUCAAUAUCGCAUAAUCGCGGGCCCUUAACAUCUGUGGCAAAUAGAGGCUUACCGAGGACACCAUUGCAAGGACACCGAAUAAGAUCCGCUCCUAUUCCAACAACACGUCAAUUCGAAUCACGCGAAGCCAAUCAUGGAAGGAAUCCAAGGACGGAACGUUAUGCGGUACAUGAGAAAAAUAACGAGACAUAUGUGGCGCAGACGGAUGCUUAUACUCGACAGUCUCUGGACUUACGACCAGGAACGCCAACAUCACGGAGGGCUCAUGUGCGUAGCAGCAGCUCGAUGUCGUUGACUAGAUCGGAAAGCGAUGUGACGAUAUCCAUCAAUGACGAAUCUCGACCAAGCUCCCCCGUCUUCUACCGACAGUCAGGAUCUUUUUCUCCCAGUCUAUAUUCACUGGCAACCGCGGGCUCCGAAACAUCCCUCAUCCUGGCUCAUCGUGCCCGAAAAAGCGCAUAUGAUGAGAUAGAAACGAUCCAAGCACUUAACCGAGACGGCACUGUUCCUGGGAUUUUCCCGGAAAAACACUUUGUGCAUAACAUCAGACGGUUUUGUCGCUUCUCCUCGGCUUCUUAUGGCUCGAACGCACUCAAGGUCAUGGGCAUCCCGCGGACCAUGCAGGGGCUUCCUUAUCAAGAAUCCCACAGUCCUCAACAUAGCGAAUUCUCGGAUCAUGCUGGCCUACCAGCUUCUACCAUCCUCCUGUCUUCUUAUGUAGACCCUGCAGGUGGGACUAAUGCUGCCGGGGAGACGGAGAGCGGCUUCCCCUUAGUCCAUUACCUCUUCUUGGACCAUGAGUCCAAGGCGGUUGUUCUGACUCUGAGAGGGACGUGGGGGUUUGAAGAUAUUCUGACUGACAUGACAUGCGACUACGACGAUCUUGAAUGGCAAGGUAGAAGUUGGAAAGUUCACAAGGGUAUGCAUGCCUCCGCGAAACGGCUUUUGAUGGGAGGAGGCAGCAGAGUCAUGGUCACGAUUCGAGCUGCCUUGGAAGAAUUCCCGGAUUAUGGCGUCGUGUUCUGCGGCCACUCUUUGGGUGGAGGAGUCGCUGCACUCCUAGCAACAAUGAUCUCAGAACCCAACAAUGAAUGUUCCGGGACAUCAUUUACAACUGCUUCCUAUCAGUCUGCCAAGGGCAAUUUGCCUCUGGCUGGAGGCAAUAAGGGUGACAGCAGCGCUGCAUUUUUCCUGCCGCCAGGAAGACCAAUCCAUGUUUAUGCGUAUGGGCCUCCUUCGACUAUGUCCCCUUUUCUGCGUCGUGCAACACGGGGCUUGAUAACAACAGUUGUGAAUGGUCAAGAUGUGGUUCCUAGUCUCUCAUUGGGUAUCUUGCAUGAUAUGCAUACAGCGUCCCUUGCGUUCAAGAGUGAUGUCUCCAAUGCCAAAUCUCAUGUACGGUUCCGCGUCUGGGAAGGUUUGCGGCAAAGCAUAAUAAACAAAUUCUAUGUCAAUGAACCGCCUAUUCUUACGCACUCCGGAGACGGUGUUGGUGAGGACGCUUGGGCCUGGAACACUUUGAAGUUGCUUAGAGACGAGAUGUACGCCCCGAAACUGAUGCCACCGGGAGAGGUAUUCGUGGUUGAGACAAUGCGUGUUCUGCAGCGUAACGCCUUUACAUCUGAUUUGGAUAAAGAUGGCUAUCCGUUGCUAGGUCGGCCUGCAACAAGAGUACAGCUGAAAUUCAUCCGUGACGUCGAAGCGUUAUUUGGAGAACUCAGAUUCGGUUCAGGUAUGUUCAGUGAUCAUAACCCAGCAAGAUAUGAAGCCAGUCUUGCUGCGCUUGCGCGAGGUAUCUUGGAUGGUUGAUUUAUCGCUUUCAUUUCAUGCUCAUUAGAUUAAGCGAUGUAUAUAUUGGACCUAGCGCACUUUAAUGAUAUAUAAGGAU
Molecule: messenger RNA, 3746 nt
Organism: Aspergillus sclerotioniger CBS 115572
Lineage: Eukaryota; Fungi; Ascomycota; Eurotiomycetes; Eurotiales; Aspergillaceae
Product: lipase family protein
Exons: 2
Coding region: 227-3667 (1146 amino acids)
Biological process (GO): lipid metabolic process
Source: RefSeq, a predicted model, not a curated record